AUGGUUCGGAAAGUACAAUCUUAUUCGGCCUCGACCUACACAGAGGAGCAGAUAAAGAGAGUCUUCGAACGUCAUCGCAAGAAUAGCGAUGAUGGCCUUUCCAUAGAUAAUCUGACCACAGCCUUCGCUGAACUUGGCGUUAAAUGGCCUGUUUUUAGAGCAUGGUUUGCUAUGUGGAAUGCAGAUGAGGACGGCAAUGGCUUCAUUUCUACAGACAAGGAGUUCCGUGAGCUCGUCAAGUAUGCCCUACAAUUUGAGUAUACAGUUCGUUAA
Messenger RNA from Prunus armeniaca (apricot), 273 nucleotides. The record is from the annotation of a GenBank genome assembly. Lineage: Eukaryota; Viridiplantae; Streptophyta; Magnoliopsida; Rosales; Rosaceae.